AUGGAGCAAACGUUCUUUUGUGAUGUUUGUAAUUUAAAAGUUUUUAGUCAAAAAUUCUGGGAUGAUCAUCUUAAUGGAUUUAAACAUAAACAAAUGGCUGAUAAAAAAAGAAAAUUAGAGAUACUAGCAAAUCGUUCUGUUCAUUUAAAUAAUUUUAAAGAAGAAAUAAAAGAGGAAUUGUUGCUUCAGAUAUUUGAUCAAUUUGGUGAAGUUGAUAGAGUUUUAAUUGACAAAUCAGGUAAAAGUGCUUAUGCAAUUAUUGAAUUUAAAGAGGAAGAGGCUGCUAAAAAUCUUUUGGGAGCUAUGCAACGAAUAAAAAUUGGAAAAAGUAUGGUGCGUAUUCGACCAAGACGUGUAGAUUUUAACAAUUCAGCAAUUAAGCAAAAACCCAUUUCCAUUACAAAUUCAGAGAAUAUACUUAAAUUUCUUGAAGAUUGUCCCUCUGAAUUUUUGGCUCAAUUGGAUUGUCUAAUUGAAAAAUUUGCUUUAUCAAAUGAUUUGAUUAAUGAACGUUUAACAUUUGCUUUAAAAUUGCAAAACCACUUUCAGCGCUAUUUUUCUUCUCCUCUUUCCAUUAGAUUGUUUGGUUCUUCUUCAACUGGUCUUGGAUUUAUAGAUUCUGAUUUGGAUUUAAAUUUUAUUCUUGAUAAUGUUGAAAUUAAUAAAAAUGGUUGUUCAUCUCCAUCUACUUCAACAACUUCAAAUGAUAUGGAAAUAGAUAUUGGUGAAUUUACACCAGAGGAAUUACUAAAAUCUCCUUUGGAUGCAAAAACAUUUUUAAAUUUAACAAAAACAAGUAAAUUAAUAAAUUAUUUAAAAAAAACUUUUCUUUUCAAAGAUCAAAUCCGAAUUUUAAAUACUUUAAUUAAUUCACUACGAAAAGAAAGUUCAAUUAUAAUUUCACAUGUUCCUGUUAAAGAUGCACGUACUCCUAUAUUAUUUUUAACAAUUUGUUUAAAUCAAGUCAAAAUUCCUUGUGAAAUUUCCAUUCAAAAUUUGUUUGGAGAAUCUAAAGCAAAUUUAAUUGGGGAUUUAAUUAAGGCUGAAACUUCAGGUAUUCUUUUCCGUUUAUUAUUUUUCCUAAAGUUAUGGGCAUCUUCUAAUGAACUUUUUACGUCUGACAACGAUUCUGAUGGGCCAAAAUCAUUUUGGAAUUCUUAUACACUUUCUUUGUGUACAAUUGGAUUUUUACAGAAAAUUAAUCGAAUACCGCCAAUUUUUAAAUUUUUGAAUCCAAAUUCGCGUAAAAUUAAUGGAUGGGCAAUUGAAUAUUCUAUACCUAAAUUUACAAUUGAAAAAGAGGAAUUGCCGUUACUUUUGAAGGACCUCUUCACAUUUUUAUUUUUGAAUUUAAAAUCUGAUUUAGUUUUGUUACUUCAAGAAGGCAAAAUUAUUAAAGUUAAUGAUUUUAAAAAAGAAUUUUUUGAUAAAUCACCGGAAAUCGAAAAACGAUGGCGUUUUUCCCUUGUUAACAUACAAGAUCCUUUAGAGCUUUCCCACAAUGUGGCGGCAAAUGUAGGCAAAGCAAGUUUGGCUAAAAUGCGUUGGAAAUUAACAUAUGCAAUUUCUGUGCUUAAACAUUUCAAAGAUCCCAAUUGUAAGCAAAAGCUUUUUCAAUUACAAAAUUUAAAAGAUCUGCGCAACGAAAAAACAAAAAAAUUUCAAAUUAAAAAAUCAAAAAUGGAAGGUCAGCAACAAAUGAAUGGAAAUGAAGAUAAAGAAAUGAUGGAAAUGGAUGUUGAUAUGGAAGAUAUAUAA
This is a messenger RNA of Meloidogyne enterolobii, 1758 nucleotides long. NCBI's taxonomy places the organism in Eukaryota, Metazoa, Nematoda, Chromadorea, Rhabditida, Meloidogynidae. The record is from the annotation of a GenBank genome assembly.